This is a messenger RNA of Zonotrichia albicollis (white-throated sparrow), 1847 nucleotides long. RefSeq names its product ornithine transcarbamylase (gene OTC). Gene Ontology annotation, biological process: L-citrulline biosynthetic process. Gene Ontology annotation, molecular function: ornithine carbamoyltransferase activity; amino acid binding. The record is from RefSeq and is a predicted model, not a curated record. Lineage: Eukaryota; Metazoa; Chordata; Aves; Passeriformes; Passerellidae. Gene Ontology annotation, cellular component: mitochondrion.
UUUCAGGUCCUUUGUCACUGGCUUUAGCACAUGUAUAAUCUAGCAUUGAAUGGCAAAGAAUUACACAUUUUCUGCUCUUUUGACACAGGUAUGGGACACCAGCUCAAAUGAAUGCUGAUCUGAAAGGUCGGGAUCUCCUUACUCUACAGAACUACACAGCUGAUGAACUGAAGUAUUUGCUGUGGAUGGCAUCAGAUUUGAAACAAAGGAUAAAGCACAAAGGAGAGUAUUUGCCUUUGAUGCAAGGCAAAUCUUUGGCCAUGAUUUUUGAGAAGAGAAGCACAAGAACAAGAUUAUCUGCAGAAACAGGAUUUGCUCUCCUUGGAGGGCAUGCUUCCUUCCUUACAACACAAGAUAUACAUCUGGGCACUAAUGAGAGUCUCAUAGAUACAACAAGGGUGCUGUCCAGCAUGACAAAUGCAAUCUUGGCUCGAGUUUAUAACCAUAAUGAUCUGGACCUAACGGCAAAAGAAGCCACGAUCCCAGUAAUCAAUGGAUUGUCUGAUUUAUACCAUCCUCUUCAGAUUUUAGCUGAUUACCUAACUCUUCAGGAGCACUAUGGAGGGCUGCAGGGGCUCACCGUGGCCUGGAUCGGGGAUGGCAACAACGUCCUGCACUCCUUCAUGGUGAGCGCUGCAAAGCUGGGAAUGCACCUGAGGAUUGCCACUCCCAGGGGCUUUGAACCAGACCUCAGGAUAACUAAAAUAACUGAACAGAACUCCAAAGAGUAUGGUACCAAGUUACUUCUCACAACAGACCCUUUGGAAGCUGCAGACAGUGCCAAUGUCUUAGUCACAGACACUUGGAUAAGCAUGGGACAAGAGGAGGAGAAGAAAGAAAGACUAAAGGCCUUUCAAGGUUAUCAGAUUACAAUGCAGACUGCAAAAUCUGCUGCUUCCAACUGGACUUUUUUACACUGUUUACCCAGAAAGCCUGAAGAAGUUGAUGAUGAAGUAUUUUAUUCUCCACAGUCAUUAGUUUUCCAGGAGGCUGAAAACAGAAAAUGGACAAUUAUGGCUGUCAUGGUUUCCCUGCUGACAGAUUACUCACCACAGCUACAAAAACCCACAUUUUGAUGCUUGGAUUCCUGCCAGGAGAAAAAUAUUCCUCAUCAGCAGAAUAUUCUGGUCUGCAAACACAUAGAUCUUCUUCAGAAAGGACCAAGGCAAUGAGUGAUUUUUUUUAAUAAAACCAUAUAUUUAGCUGUAUAAUAUUGCAUUACACUUCUGAAAAUGUUCAAGACAAUAAACACCAUUGGAGAAGCUGCUUUUCAUCUGGAUGCUCCCAGCUGGCCCUCCUUUUUGGGGAUCAGCAUCAUGGAAAACAUUCCAAGAUUUUAACUUAAUGGUUGGGACUACCAGCAGCAUAGCCAUGGUAUAGUCUAAGUGUAGGUGUGGUGGCCUUGCACUGUGUGAUAUUGAUUUUUAUAAAGAUUUUUAGCUUUUUCAUAUAUUUGUAGCUUUGCAGAUUUUUGAUAUUUAGUUGUAUAGUUUAUAGUGCUUUUCCUGCUCUCUUUCACAUUUUAGAACAAUAAGCUAACCCUUUCUAACACAUUCUUGAAAUUCUGUUUAGUCUUAUUCUCAAGAAGGGAAUUUCUAACAAGGAAAUUUUGUUUUUCACCACAAUUUGAGAGACAUAACAACAUAUAGGACAAAAAAAAACCUGGAUCAGCUCCAGAGGGGCAGAGCCAAGGGUGGGUUACUGCGGCAACUGAUCUCUGAUUGGAUGUACCUGCUAGAUGUACUAAUAAAUUAACUCUACAAAAAUUGUACAAAUCCUGUAUCACAUGUGAGCAGAGCCAUUUUUGUGCACCUGAAAGCUUUCAUUAAAGAAUUGCUUUUUAUCUU